AUGAAUUACUUCUCCCACGGCACAACUUCCAGGGUACUGAGGGAUUUUAAAAGAGACUUAGACCUCCUGGCCACUUUGUUGUAGACGGACUGGAAAACGAAACGCUCUAAUCGGCAUAGAAUUGGAUGAAGCAUAUAUUUGUCUUCAGUUAAAAUAAACUGGGGAGUAGGUAGACAGAGCCUGAAAUCUACGUUACCAAGCCCGGCUGAAGAGUAUUGUAGGGUCACCGAGGCGGAUAGUCUAUCUGUCCGAGCCUUGGGGCUCUUAUAGACUAUUCAAUCGGAUGAAUGAAAACAUAUGCAUCUAGAAAACACCUGGGGGCCCGUCUAAAACAUUUAGCAGCAGGUUUUAGAUUUAACGAGUGUGGUCUAGAAAUUUGGUAUGGUAGCGGGAGUUCGAAAUUUGUGUCUCAAAGGGUCCGGCCGCAAACCAACCCUGUGGCGGCUCAGCAUAAUUAUUUUCGUGCUCGAAUUUUGAACAAACCAUAUAUUUCCAGCCUCCGGGCGUCAGUUUGAGCUACUAAAUCAGCCACUCUCUUCAAAAGGUUUUGUUUGCAUAGCCGUGACAGAAUCCUUCGCCCAGUUUGACCACUGUGAAUGCAAAAGUUGAUACGCAGGGUCAGGCUGCUCAUGGGUGCGUAAAUUGUCUUUAAAUUACAUGCUUUGGCAGCACAGUCCCCUCCGCGGGCGGACUGAGCUGCAGAUGCGUUGAACCAGAGUAGGGGGGGGGGGGCAAGCUGGCUCAGGGGACACAUUUAUUGGCCUGUGCUGAAUCUACGCGGGUCGUACGCGCGCGCGCUGUCCGCUGUAGCCUUUGGCCUUCGCGCCUCGUCAGGCAUUGCGCACAACCUUUUUAAUCGACCGAGUGACGGUGGACUGGUUAGUGGAGACAGCAACAGGAUGUGGCGUCGGUACUGGGAACUUCAUCCUCAGGACACAUCAUCGCAUUCCUCAAUGCGUUGAGAGUCGAGACUUGGAAGGAUGCCACUCGAUGGGGUAACUCGAACCUUCUCGCUACUGGGCGUCGGAAUGCAAUAGUUCCUUCUAGACAUGGGCACUAUGGCACUCUAACGUAUGUGAGAUCCAACACACCCUUUUUGUCGCCCGGUGCGUAUGGAGUGGAAAUCAGGUCGUGCGUGGCACGCGUACACGGGUUGUUUAGCAUUGCCAGCCACCGCGCCCGACCCCAUCUCCAGUCGUUCUGACUCUGCCUUCCCACCAGGCUCGGGAGGGUUAGGGAGAAGAGUGUUGCAGAUGUUGCGCAAGCCCACCAUCACGCGCAGGUUGCAGCCAUGUUUUAGGGCACACGGUGGACGUCGUCGUUCGCAAUAGUCGAAUAGACAUCCUAUAAUGUCCUCUCAAUAACAGGGGCAGAACUAACCACAAAGUAAUCUGGUUUCAUUCUUUUCAGUUUCUGAUUACUCACUUCUUGACUCAUUUCUUCUGCCUCUUACACCUUCAGCUGCUGACGGAAGCUAGGAGGAUUUUGUCCGGUGCCUCGUCUGAAAUCGGCGGCCUCAAGGUAGAGCUCGAGGAAUUGCGAGCUCGACUGAAAGAUGUGAACUCCAGUACUAAAGCCCAAGCAGGUCUUUGGGACGAAGAGCGUGCCAAGUUGGGUGCGCAACUCGACGAGUCCAACGUCGAGGUUGACCGCCUGCAGGAGCAGAUUCUCAAGGUACGCCCUCCUCACUUUUUACCUGUAUUGUUUUCGAUUCGGACAAAGGGGAGCCUUGUAAGAAGCGGAGUUUACUAGCUGUGGUAGGAAAACUUAUUAUCUAGUAGUGUUUUGAAGAUUCGAGAUAGUCGGUCGGGGACCUAAUCUGGGUGGAUGCCCUGGACACCUUCGCCUGUGUUCCGCGGCGUAACGCCUGUUUAAUGUCAUACUAUUGACAGUAAUUGUUUUCGCAAUCCGGCCACAAACAACGGUUCUAGACCGGAGUCCCAGGAUGAAACCUAGCGCCCGUCCCUGCCCUGUAAUCAGGACAGGGGCCGAUAACCGUCACACUCGCACCACUUAUUUUCCUGAUGAUAGACCGGAUGACGCAGGCGGACCGGUCGUGAGUGGCACUCGUAGACGGGUUGUUUGCCAUUGCCAACCACUGCGCCCAUGCCCACUUCCAUCGCCUCGACUUAGUCCUGCCAUUAGUUCACGGUUGAUGAGGAAGGAGGGAUUGCGUUGGAUACCACGAAAGUCUAUUUAAAUAUAGGCUAAUUUACCCACACCUUAUCGCUGUUGGAGCUGUCGUGGCAUUUAAGUCCGUUUUGUUUUAAUCAGCUACAAUACGCUUUUUAAAGAACUUGACACAACUUUGAAUGAGACAAAGAACUAGCGCGUGCAUUUUUACCUGCUGACGACUUUGUUCUUAUUUACUAGUUGGUAACUGUUGGGAUACUGGCAUCUUCGUUUCUUGGAUAGCCUACUCAUUGUGCCCAAAUAAUGGGUUUACCACUUCCAGAGCUAUCUCCCGGGACAGAAGUGGGUGUCGUCGCUGUCGACGAUCGAACCCUCGCAAAGUUGCUCAAGAUAGUCUCGGACCGACCAACAGUACCUCUACGAGGAGCAGUAAAGAGCGCACUGACCCCGAUUAUUGCCUGGUUCCCGGGGCGAUGGGAAACUAUUUACAGGCAGGACCUUUGGGGCAGUAAUAUGCCCAAAGACAGAAAGUUCUGACCAAAUGCUCCAAACUCUUUUCCCCGUAGCAACUAGGCAGAUAAACCGUUCAACAAAAUUCCAUCUUACGCUGAUUAAGAGUACAAUUUAAUUCCCAUCUUUGAAGCCUCGGCAAUACUGUUUAGAGUAGGCUUUCAUAUCAAAGAAAGAAUGUGCAGUGUAGAUUCGGCUCGCGAAAUGAAUCAGUGGGAUUAGUCAGCAGUUCGGAGGCGUCCGUAGUUGUCACCUCGCACAUAAUGGGUACAGCCACGUCGGGUUUGGCCAGUUUGUAGAACGUUUAAAGAGCCACCUGGAAACUAACGACUGUCGAUUUCGUAACAAUGCAGUGCUUGUACCACUAGAGGUAAAACACGGUAAUGGGAACUACCCUAGAUAGUACAGGUGGCUUUGCGCAAAAUACCAGGGAGGGUUAGUAUGCCCGUGUUCUAACCCUAAUCCUAACCUCAACACUAACUCUAAUCUUCCUGGAAAUCAGUGAGAUGUCCCCCGAAUAAGGGGGGGGGGGGGGUCGGUGGUUCCUAUUCCCGUGUUCUGUCCCACUAAACCGUUCAUUAUGCGCCUACAGCCUUACUUGUUGAUUACACACAUAACAAAUCAACUAUGAUGUUUCAGCACGUCUACAAUUUGACUCCCACCCUCGGCAACACAUUAUUACGGGAUCGGAGAUAUAAAUGAGCUGUUGCUCUUACCUCCAGAACAAAGCACUGCUUUCAACUGAUUCCCCACUGUGCCUUUCCAGUCUGCAGUCCAUCGCCUCUUCAGCCAACAGCAACCUAAAUUUAAUCUAA
Spirometra erinaceieuropaei is the source of this 3458-nucleotide messenger RNA. NCBI's taxonomy places the organism in Eukaryota, Metazoa, Platyhelminthes, Cestoda, Diphyllobothriidea, Diphyllobothriidae. The record is from the annotation of a GenBank genome assembly.